This is a messenger RNA of Mycotypha africana, 1659 nucleotides long. Its product is annotated as 4-hydroxyphenylpyruvate dioxygenase. The record is from RefSeq and is a predicted model, not a curated record. Lineage: Eukaryota; Fungi; Mucoromycota; Mucoromycetes; Mucorales; Mycotyphaceae. Gene Ontology annotation, molecular function: 4-hydroxyphenylpyruvate dioxygenase activity. The transcript has 4 exons. The coding region runs from base 243 to 1505 and encodes 420 amino acids. Gene Ontology annotation, biological process: L-tyrosine catabolic process.
GUCUUCAGCAUUUAAGCGCCUGCUAAGACAAGUCAAAUUGCUUUUUGUCAAUCGUGAGAAAAUUUAAUCUAUUGGGGAAGUCAAUGCGAAAAUAACGGGAAACUCGUACUGUCUCCAUACGGAUCACUGCGUUUAAGGAAUUUCAUAUAUAAAAGAGGUUCUCUUGAUCUCGGAUAUUAUAGCUUUUUUCUCCUGUUCUAUUACCAGACUCUACACAAAAUAACACAAUCUCUAAUUUUAAAAUGGCACCUUCCGUCAAUAAUAAUCAGCCCGUUACUACUGCAACCGAUAAUGGCAACGUAGACUACAGCGCUGCCUACACGGCUUCCAAUAAUCCUUAUUCUGGCUUUGAUCAUCUUCGGUUCACUGUUACCAAUGCUAAACAAGCUGCUUCCUAUUACUGUACUCGAUUAGGCUUCCAACAUAUCGCUUAUCGUGGAUUAGAAACUGGCAGUCGAGAAGUUUCAUCCCAUGUAGUUAAGCAAGGAGACGCUGUCUUUGUUUUUGAAAGUCCCAUUCAUCCUGAAGCCCAAAGGGAAAUGGCACUUGAGAUCGCUCGUCGCGGUGAUAGUGUAAAAGAUAUUGCAUUUACUGUCAAGGAUUGUCGAGCUGUCUAUAAUAAAGCAAUUGCUAGAGGAGCAACAUCCAUCAAAGAACCCGAGGAGAUAACGGAUGACGAUGGCACAGUUAUCAUGGCUACAUUAAGUACUUAUGGUGAUGUCCACCACACCUUGAUCGAACGUCGCAACUAUAAGGGCAUCUUUCUACCAGGUUACAAAGAUACUUUAACAGCUUUACGAUACUCAGAUCCAUUGGAAACAUUAUUACCACAUGUUCCUCUUGGCUAUAUUGAUCAUGUUGUCGGUAAUCAACCCGAUGGUCAAAUGAACCCUAUUGCCGAUUUCUACGAAAAAGCUUUUGAUUUCCAUCGCUUUUGGUCUGUCGAUGAUAAGCAAGUCUUUACAGAAUAUAGCGCACUUCGUUCUGUUGUCAUGGCUGACCCUGCCGAAAAAAUCAAGGUUCCCAUCAACGAGCCUGCUGUAGGCAAGAAGAAAUCUCAAAUUCAAGAAUUUGUUGACUUUUAUGGUGGUGCUGGUGUACAGCAUAUUGCCAUCAAUACACCUGAUAUUAUCACUUCUGUGACCCAUAUGAAGCAACGUGGCUGUGACUUCCUCACCAUUCCCAGCAAUUAUUAUGAUACCCUACGCAAAAACUUGGAAGUCCAUAACAAAAUUGCAAAGCGGCCCAUUACAGAAGAUUUGGACGUGCUGCAAAAGCUAAACAUUCUUGUGGAUUAUGAUGAGAACGGUUAUCUUUUACAGAUCUUCACAAAGCCUCUGGAAGAUCGUCCCACUUUAUUUGUGGAAAUCAUUCAACGUAAUAAUCACAAUGGUUUUGGUGCAGGCAAUUUCAAGAGUUUGUUUGAGAGCUUGGAAUUAGAGCAACAAUUACGUGGUAACUUGACAGAUAUGGAACCCACCGUUUCCACUGCCACCACUGCUUAAGACAUCUUUGUUUCGCCCACCCCCCUUCAUCUAUAGCACACAACCAAAAUAAUUCUUUUUUCCUUUUCUGUUCAUAAUGUAUAUCUCACUUAUUCAUAACAAUUGUAAAUGCUACACUCCUCUUUAUAAAUAAAAAUGGACAUUUUAUAUCAAA